Messenger RNA from Nannospalax galili (Upper Galilee mountains blind mole rat), 3583 nucleotides. RefSeq names its product ring finger protein 144A (gene Rnf144a). The transcript is spliced from 8 exons. Gene Ontology annotation, molecular function: ubiquitin protein ligase activity; zinc ion binding; ubiquitin conjugating enzyme binding. Gene Ontology annotation, biological process: positive regulation of proteasomal ubiquitin-dependent protein catabolic process; protein polyubiquitination; ubiquitin-dependent protein catabolic process. The record is from RefSeq and is a predicted model, not a curated record. NCBI's taxonomy places the organism in Eukaryota, Metazoa, Chordata, Mammalia, Rodentia, Spalacidae. Gene Ontology annotation, cellular component: cytoplasm; ubiquitin ligase complex; Golgi apparatus. The coding region runs from base 1887 to 2765 and encodes 292 amino acids.
UGGAGAUGGCUCAGUCAGUAAAGUGCUUCCCACACAAGUAUGAGGACUGGAGUUCAAUCUCUAGCACUCGUGUAAAAAGUUGGGUUGUCGUGGUGCUUGCCUGUAACCCCAGCACUGGGGAGGUGGAGACAGGAGGAUCCCUGAGACUUGCUAGCCAGUCAGUGUAGCCAAAUCAGUACGUUCCAGGUUUAGUGAGGGCCCCGUCUCAAAAAUAAUAAGAUGGAGAAGACAGAAGAAGACACCCAGAAUCUACCUUUGGCCUCCAUUUGCACAUACACACACAGGCAUGUAUACCCAUAGACAUGUAUAUAGACAAAUAAGUGCACACAUACACACAGUGAUACGAAUGCAGAAGAGGAAGAUUAUGCACAGCUUCAAGGUUGUUAAACAUCUUCUGGUUUAAUUCUUUGGGGAAAUGAGAGAAGUUAGGACGGAGGCAGCUCUGCAGUCUGCUGCGAUGGCAUCUGACUUUCUGGACCCUCCCAGCAGCUUUGGAGCAUACACGCUAUUGCCACCUACAUUGUCCACACAGGAAAGUGGAAAUGCAAAGCGGCUCCAAAGUGGCUCCUUGACCACGUGGUGGUGAAGCUCUAAUUCAGACCACGCAUUGUGAAGGUAUGAUAUGAAGGGAUGACACUAGAAUGGCUUUCCCACAAUUCUGUUGGAGGAGGUGUGUUUUUUUUGUUUUGUUUUGUUUUCCAGUUGUAUUUGUUUCUUGUGUGUAGCUGUGACCAAAUGGCUGACAGAAACAACGUAGGGGAGGAAGGAUUUAUUUUGGCUCAGGGUUUCAAAGGGUGCAGUUCACAGCCACUUGAGCCCAAGUGCCUGAGUGGAAGAGCAUGGUGGUGAGAGUGAGUAGCAGAUGAUAUUUUCUCACUGUUGACGAGAGAGAGAGAGAGAGAGAGAGAGAGAGAGAGAGAGAGAGAGAGAGUAUGAAUCCUACCCCAAGGGUUUGCCCCUAGUUAAGUUUCCAGAACCUUACAAAAUAUCAUUGGGGAUCAAACAUUCAAAACAAGAGCCUGUGGAGGCAUUUCACAUUGAAAUCAUAAUACAUACCCAUUGGUUUCAUUCAGUUAUGCAUGUCUGACAUGCUGCUUAAUAACCGUGAACUUCCAGCAACUUACUGGAAUGUGAGAACUCCACAUUCAGCAAUUGAUCUUGGGCUCUAAGAAAAACAAAUGAAUUGUCAUGCCUGCUCCUCAAAUAUGCACAGACCCACCAGCCCAUCCAAGUUGCCGUCUCUUCUCUAUCCAUGCACAUCAUUGGGUGAAAAGGCAAUUCUUGUUUGUUAGCACAGAAAAGCUACAGUCUUCAUGGUAAUGUCCUUAAAGGGCAGAUCAUCAAAUCGACGUUGUGUCUCACUGUUUAUAUGGCCAGACUCCACCCUGGGGCUCCAGGUGCCCAGCUCAGCGGGCUUCCCAGCUUCUCGCUGGCAGGGUUAUGCUGGUUCACCCAUUCCUUUCUAGCUCUUGACGCUGGUCUUUCUAGUGCUGAAAGCAGGGAGCAUCCUGCAUCCCUUGACGGCUCCACCACUGGUGAGGAUGACUCGGGUCCUUUGGCACUGGUCAAAGGGUUGCCACCCAGCUUCGGCUGAGUGGACGUGGCGGCGCCGCUGGACAGCAGGGGGCGCUGGCGGGCGUGCUGGCCGGUCUUCCCGCGCCCGCGCUCAGUGCGCGCUCGCGCCCCGCCGCUCCUCCGCGCGGGUUGCUCUCCGGGUGCAGGGCGGAGAAGGCAUAAAGGACUCUGCGGUACCCGGCGGGCUGCUGCGCGCCUAGAAGCCGACGGCAGGCACCGGCACCCUCAAGCUUGCAUCCGGCGCAGCCAUCCGAGCCGCGCGCGCAGAGGCCGAGCGGGAGCCCGACCGCGCGGGACCAGACUGCUCUGCGAUGACCACAGCAAGGUACCGACCCACCUGGGACCUGGCCCUCGACCCACUGGUGUCUUGCAAGCUGUGCCUUGGGGAGUAUCCGGUGGAGCAGAUGACAACCAUCGCCCAGUGCCAGUGCAUCUUCUGUACCCUGUGCCUGAAACAGUAUGUUGAGCUCUUGAUCAAAGAAGGACUGGAAACUGCGAUUAGCUGCCCUGAUGCUGCCUGCCCUAAACAGGGCCACCUGCAAGAGAAUGAGAUCGAGUGCAUGGUUGCAGCUGAAAUUAUGCAAAGAUAUAAAAAGCUACAAUUUGAAAGAGAGGUGCUCUUUGACCCCUGCCGGACAUGGUGUCCAGCAUCCACCUGCCAAGCUGUGUGCCAACUCCAGGACAUAGGAUUACAGACCCCUCAGCUGGUACAGUGCAAAGCCUGCGACAUGGAAUUCUGCUCUGCAUGCAAAGCUCGCUGGCACCCCGGCCAAGGCUGUCCAGAGACCAUGCCCAUUACCUUCCUUCCUGGGGAGACAAGCUCUGCUUUCAAGAUGGAAGAGGACGACGCACCCAUCAAGCGCUGCCCCAAGUGCAAGGUGUACAUUGAGCGGGAUGAGGGCUGUGCACAGAUGAUGUGUAAGAACUGCAAGCAUGCCUUCUGCUGGUACUGCCUGGAGUCCCUGGAUGAUGACUUCCUCUUGAUACAUUACGAUAAGGGACCCUGCCGCAACAAGCUGGGCCACUCCCGGGCAUCUGUGAUCUGGCAUCGGACACAGGUCGUGGGCAUUUUUGCUGGAUUUGGGCUCCUGCUCUUGGUGGCCUCUCCUUUCCUGCUCCUGGCCACUCCCUUUGUACUUUGCUGCAAGUGUAAGUGCAGUAAAGGUGACGAUGACCCAUUGCCCACCUAGAGGACGGACAUGAUGCUGGAACAGACCCCUGCAUCGGGAAGUGUGGCUCCCCAGCCCCCUACAACCCCUCUCACUAAACAUGUUUCUUGCCUUAUGUGCCCCAUUGAGCUUCAGUAUUGGGCCUGAUGCAGGGAUUUCAGGGAUGACAUCAGCAAGUUGGCAGAGGCCCUAGGUGUGGUCACCUGGGUAAUGGGGAAGGCAAGGCAGAAGUGGGUGGGCACAUCCCAGAGUCCUGUGUCUACAGCCCCGGCCAGUGGUGGUAUAAGCUGCACACCAGGCAGUUUCCUCCCCAUGACCAUAAACUAGGAAUGUCCAGUGGGAGCUUAAGGGACCUGCUCAGACAAAGGGACUCAGUCCCCUCUUUGGCUUCAAGCUGGCGCCAUGUUGUCAAGAGAAGUCUUCAAGGAUUACGACUCUCUUUAGCCAGAACCUGAUUAUUCAACUUGAGAAAAGUGCUCUGUUUAUGACAACUGUUUUUAUUCCUAAAGGUAUUUAGUAAAAUCCUUUUUAGAAGGCUUUUUUUUUGUCAACUGAAUAGUGAAAAUCAACAAGGUGCGUAAAACCAUCCUAUGCCUUUUUUUGAAAUGUGCAUUUUAUGAAGUUAUGGUUAAAUGGCUUUUCCGGCUUGACCACUUUUCAGGAGAUACAGAAAGCCUUAUGCACACUUUUUGUUUUCCUUGGAACUUGCUGUAAUCACUUUUUGAAUGCUGUAAGCUGUGUACUGUUAUCUACAUGGGUCCUGUAUCAUUGCAUUUUUUUUUUUGACGAUAUUGACAUGUUUCAAGGAUCAUCUCUGGCUUUGCCUUCCUCCCUCCCUC